Stereum hirsutum FP-91666 SS1 is the source of this 3660-nucleotide messenger RNA. Its product is annotated as kinase-like protein. Gene Ontology annotation, biological process: protein phosphorylation; regulation of mRNA processing; spliceosomal complex assembly. The record is from RefSeq and is a predicted model, not a curated record. Gene Ontology annotation, molecular function: ATP binding; protein kinase activity. Lineage: Eukaryota; Fungi; Basidiomycota; Agaricomycetes; Russulales; Stereaceae. The transcript has 4 exons. Bases 138 to 1991 code for a protein of 617 amino acids.
UUGACUCGUCCCACACGCUUUAUUAUACGCCCUUAUCUCCUCCAUCCGCCGACCGCCGACCCCCUCCGCCCUGCCCCCUCCCUCUUAUUCGACGUCCUUUCAUCACAACCACAACAAUACCCCCCUCUAGCGUCAGUAUGGCGCCCAGAGACGAAGAAUCCGCCGUCGAAUACAACGCUGGUGGCUAUCUCCAGGUCCACCUUCAAGAUACCUUUAAAAAUGGUCGCUAUACCGUAGUAAGAAAACUAGGUUGGGGCCAUUUCUCGACCGUAUGGCUCGUCAGAGAUGAAGAUAAACAUCGCCACUCCGCACUCAAGGUCGUCAAGUCUGCAGGCCGCUACACAGAAACAGCGCGCGACGAGAUUAAACUCCUCCAACAGAUAUCAGACACAUCCCCCUCACACCCCGGCCGCGCCCAUAUCGUCUCCUUCCUCGACUCUUUCGCGCACUCAUCUCCUCUCCACACCCACAUCUGCAUCAUCUUCGAACCGCUCGGCGAGAAUCUCCUCUCGCUCAUCGAGAAGAACAGACGAAAGGGCGUCCCACGAUGUCUUGUCAGGUCUAUCACACGUCAGGUCUUACUCGGCUUGCAGUAUCUCCACGAGGAAUGUGAUCUCGUACACACCGAUAUAAAGCCCGAAAACAUAAUGAUGUCAAUCCCGAACGUCGAAUCCCACAUCCGCACCGAACUCUCCUCCUCACCCCGCCCAAUCGCCCACAAACUGCCCAUCCCACCCAACCCCCGCACACGCACCUCCAAAUCCUCCGCCGCCGCCCCCUCCGCCUCCCGCGCCCGACACCGCUCCGUGCACAUCACCGAAUCCCAACCGCUCGCGAGUCCCUCCUCGCACGCGUUCCUCUCCGCACAUAUGAACGUGCUCUCGAGCACGACGGGGACGAGCUCGACGACGACGAGCAGCAGUUUUGCGGAUUCGUUGGACGAGGAUAUGGCUGGGAAUUCGGUCGAUAUGAUGAUCAUGGGUGAAAGCUCGAAGACGACGACGCCGGCGACGAGUCUUGGGAGUGGGAUGUCGAAAUUGAGGAUCAGUUCUUCAGACCAGCAGCAGUCUCCCACUCCUGCAGCCGCUCCUCUCGCCUCGGACCAGCGCUCCGGUGCGCAUGAAGUAGCGCCGAGUAGGGAUCGUUCGCCGGUGGAGGGGCUGCAGGUCCAUGUCGAGGCCAGGUCGGCGUCGAGGACUACGAAUAGCGGGAGUGAGAAGGAUCCACUUUCGCCGACGAUCAGUCCACCGCAUUCGGUCACGGUGCCAGCGGCACCUUCGGGUCCUUCGUUGCUCACGCAGACAGCGCCCCCGAAGGGCACAGCGGACGUUAUCAACGGGAAGACUUCGCCCGCGAGCUCUUCGACGUCCACACUUACUGGCGAUUCGUCGAUUUCGAGCGGAUCGUCAGACGAGUUGAGGAGAGGAGAGAUGUUCCAUCCGAUUUGCAUCAAGAUCGCCGACCUGGGCAACGCCACGCCUUCUCGGAAACAUUACACCGAAGAGAUACAGACGAGACAGUAUCGGUCCCCCGAAGCGAUCGUAGGCCGAAGCGACUGGGGCUGCGAAGUCGACGUAUGGUCGCUCGCGUGUGUCGUCUUCGAGCUCCUCACGGCCGAAUAUCUCUUCGAGCCGCAAUCCCAAGGUGCUCUGUUCUCGAAGGACGACGAUCACUUGGCGCAGAUCAUCGAGCUGCUUGGCCCCAUACCGCCGCAUGUGAAGAACGGGGGCCGGUAUUCAAGAGAGCUGUUCGAUCAUUAUACGGGGGAUUUGAGGUAUAUUAAGCAUUUGAAGCCGUGGCCGCUGAGGAGGGUGAUGGUGGAGAAGUAUUUGUUUGAGGAGAAGGAGGCGGAGGGGCUAUGUAAGUUCUUGGAGAAGAUGUUGUGUCUUGAUCCGAAGAAGAGGGCGAGCGCGGCAGAGAUGGUGGGACAUGAGUGGUUGGAGGUGGAUUGGGAGAGAGAGGGAGAGGAGGUUGCGAGGGUGGUUUGGUGAGUGUGAGGUAUUAGUGAGGGAGUUGACGGUGUGGACGGUGUGAGGUGGCGUCUACCUUUUUGGUAUUUAUUCGCUUUUUUAUGGGUUUGAGUUUUACUUUAGACUUUUUCUUCCUCUUCUUCUCCUCUUUCUCUCUUCCUUCCAUGCAUUCACUUCUACUCUCAUCUUUUCGUAAUCCGGCAACAUCGUCUGCCAUCGGACGCUUACCUUUGCAACCUUUACCCCUUUCUUCCGCCUCAUUGUCGCUUGUGGUCUGCAUCACACCCAUAGAUACAUAGACAGUUCCGCUCGUCCGUUCUGUUCUGCCUCUUGCCUCUUGCCUCUGCCUUUGCGUUGCAUCAUGCUGAUACCUGUGCUGUGUAUGCCCCAUUCUCACUCCUAAUUACCCCAUCCCCCCUUUUUUUUUCUCUCUCUCUUUCACCCUUUUCAGCUUUGGUCAGUUCACUUCCAUGUCAGCGUUGUAUUUCUCCCCCCCCUCUUGUCUUUGUGCCAUCACUUUUUUUUUAUUCGAUCGAGGUCUAGUUGCGGUUUUAUGUUUUCUUUUUUGAGUGUCGGUGUCGUGCGCACUUUACUUCGCUAUUACUUACUCUUACUCCCCUUACUUCCCUUACGCUUACACCGUCGCCUUCCGCCUCCCACUCCCGUCCAAACCGUUCGAUUCUCUCGCCUCCGCAUCCGCCUCCGCACCUCUCAUCCCGUCUACUUCAAGCCCCCACUCGGUUCACUAGCCACGCAUCGGUGAACUACACCCCUCCACCUGCUCGCCUACUCGCCUUCGGGCUUCACUUCCGACGACGCACAGGAUUGGCUCCCGCCCUCUCCACCCUCUCCCUCUCCCCUCGUUCGCCCCCCCCCCUUCCACCCCCCCCACCCCCCCCGGCCGCAGUGCUACCCCCCUUCGCUAAUUCCGAACUCAGCAGACCCGUGCGAGAAGAAAUACCUUUAGCUUAUCAUUUUGCUGUUUGCUGUUUGAUUUUCUUCGCCUAUUCCUUAUUCAUAGGUUCAACCUCUUGUUUCGUUUCCUGUCUGUUUUUUUGUCUUCUUGAUCGUCUUUCUUAUCUUGGCCCAGUUUUCAGUUUCCAGUUUUCAGUUUCGGGUCCGUCCGCUCUGUAGCUAUGUAGCUCUAUCCUCAUCCUCAUCCACUCUCACUCCACUCUCUUCGUCCGUGCAUCCAUUCCUCGCUUUCUCUCUCUCUCUCUUCUUCCGCAUAUCCUCUCCUCUCUUCCUCACGCUUCUGCACCCCCAAGUUCCAACUCGUCUCCGCACUCUACGUUUCCGCAUGUCUCAUGGCUCAUGUCUCACGUCUCAAGUUCCAAGAUCUCACGUCUCACCUCUUGAAUUCUCUUUCCACGUCUCUCGUCCGCACGCCCACGUCCCCCACUCGAUGCUCACUCACAUCUACAUUUACGUUUUGGUUCGUAUGGUACAUUAAAAUAGGUAGACAAACCACUGUAGUAGCCUCUAGCCCGUACUUGGUUUCCUUUUUCUGCCCAGCUCUGCCAUCUCGCCCCGUCCGACGUUGUUGUUCAGGCUCCAUGGUUGAUGGUUGAAAGCUUUUGGUUCAAGCGUGUUGGUUAUACAUAGUAACGACUCGGACGGUAACAACGCGCGGAGGUAUAAGUGGUACGAUACGGUAUACGUGUAUAUAAAAGGUACUCUACGAUCCUCC